AUGAACAGCUUGUACGGCAACGAAGAUCCGUUUGAAAACGGAUGGGCGUCUGAAGGCAACCCGCCUUCUGCUCCUGGCUAUGGAACACAAUCGGCAUUUCUCACAUCGCUGCAGUUGCUUGACCACUCGUCAUCGGCGCCGGCAGAAACCCCGGCCGAGGCUAUUCCGGCGCAGUACAAGAGUGUUUUUGCCAAUUUGAGGCGGCUCUUGGUUCUGGAAUCCGAUCUCCAGACACACUUGCUUGGGCCGCUAGUCGCCGAAGGGCUUCUCACGUCGUACCAAUGCACUCGGAUCAUCCAGGUGGUGCAAGACCACAAUUUGCAGCCGCUCACGGCGGAAAACAACUUCGUCCAGGUUUUGGGGCUUGUGGCGCUAGAACUCGAAAACGCCGGCACGGGCGAUUACGUGACGCUCCAGUACCGCAAGAACACGGCGCUUCCUGAGUUGCCAGCGGCAGCUGUGGCUGCUUUGGCUGCCGAAAGUGCAAAUCCCGAAUCGGCUCUGACCCCCAUUUCGGAAGGCUUCCCGGACCCAUUGUCUGCGUCCGUAGGCAACAGCGAUGGCCAGACGUGGCCCGAGGAGACAGACGCGCUUUUGGCCGACCAGUCGGCUCUUCUGAUCGAUACGGUCGGGCCGGAAGCACCUCCUGACUCGGCAUACAUAUCGAAGUACUUGGGCGAGAUGCGUGACCGGUUCAAGCCGUUGGUUGGAGCGGGCGACGCCGUGAAAAUCAAGGAGGUUCCAGAAAAGGAAGGACUACUUUUCAAGCACAUUAAUUACGCAAUCACCCACGAGCUUCAUUUGGGCUUGCAUGGACCAUCUGGACCCAAGAAGGUUGUGCGGCGGUACUCGGACUUUGUGUGGCUUCUUGAGUUUCUUUUGCAAAAGUACCCGUUCCGGGUCAUUCCAGGGCUUCCGCCCAAAAAAUUCACUGGUAUGUGUUACUGA
Molecule: messenger RNA, 948 nt
Organism: Clavispora lusitaniae ATCC 42720
Lineage: Eukaryota; Fungi; Ascomycota; Pichiomycetes; Serinales; Metschnikowiaceae
Biological process (GO): protein targeting to vacuole; retrograde transport, endosome to Golgi
Cellular component (GO): endosome
Molecular function (GO): phosphatidylinositol-3-phosphate binding
Source: RefSeq, a predicted model, not a curated record